AUGCCAUCUGGAGCCCUCCAGGUCCUCAUUCCACUCCGCCCCGGCUGGUCCAACGCCAUGUUUACUGCAUGUUAUGUUGAGAGUAUUGCUCACAUGUUUCUGCGAGGCGCCUUCCACCAUGAGGAGCAUGUCCCAAGCUCAGAGGAGGAACCAUUUGUUCAACGCCCUGUGACAAGGAGGAAGCGAGCACUGGACGAGGACCCAGACUACCACGAUAGCCGCCCGGCCCAAAACGAUGAGCAUGGACCAAUUAACAAAGUCGGGUACAGAGGCGUUCGGCGACGCCCAUGGGGCUCUUACGCUGCGGAGAUUCGUGACGCGAGCAGUGGAAAGCGCAGGUGGAUCGGCACCUUUAAAACACCGGAGGAGGCGGCGCGAGCGUACGACGAGGCAGCACUGGCGCUGCACGGGCCCCGGGCCAAGACCAAUUUUGUGUACGACUGCCAAAUGCAACGGCAGCAGCAGCAGCAGCAGCAGCAGCCUGCGAAGUCCGUUCAGGUGCUGCAGAUGGUCUUCCGGCGUGACUCAGACGACUCCAACUGCUCAAUGACCGCUCCGCUGCCGUACACGGAUUACCUGGUUACCACGGAUGCGCAGCGGCAGCGGCAGCAGCAUCAACAACAGGACGAGCAACUGGAACAUGAGAAGCAGGACGAGCAACAGGACGAGCAACAGGAGGGUGACGAGCAGGAGCAGGACCCCCAGCAGCAACAGCAACAGCAGCCGCGGCUAGAGGCGCUUGUUGAGGUCGCCCACUUCUUCGGUCGAAGGGAUUUCGCAAUGGCCUGA
Volvox carteri f. nagariensis is the source of this 789-nucleotide messenger RNA. RefSeq lists its product as uncharacterized. Gene Ontology annotation, biological process: ethylene-activated signaling pathway; regulation of DNA-templated transcription. The record is from RefSeq and is a predicted model, not a curated record. Lineage: Eukaryota; Viridiplantae; Chlorophyta; Chlorophyceae; Chlamydomonadales; Volvocaceae. Gene Ontology annotation, molecular function: DNA binding; DNA-binding transcription factor activity. The coding region runs from base 1 to 789 and encodes 262 amino acids. The transcript is spliced from 6 exons.